Messenger RNA from Mycetomoellerius zeteki, 4986 nucleotides. RefSeq lists its product as uncharacterized. Bases 462 to 3905 code for a protein of 1147 amino acids. The record is from RefSeq and is a predicted model, not a curated record. The transcript is spliced from 9 exons. NCBI's taxonomy places the organism in Eukaryota, Metazoa, Arthropoda, Insecta, Hymenoptera, Formicidae.
GCUGUGGUACGUGCUACGAAGAAGCCAGAGAGUGCGUCUCCUUAGAGGAGCACACAGCUGACACGGGUCAAGAUGUAAGCUGUCAAGGCGCGGAGAUGACGCGCUAGAGAAGAACAGUUCCAGGCUGAGAGAGGGGGGGGGGAGAGAGAGAGAGAGAGAGAGAGAGAGAGAGAGUGAGUGAGUGAGCGAGCGUGGGGGGUUGGUGAGGGGAGCAGUGGGUAGAAAAGAGAGUAAACGGACGAAAGUGAGAGCGAGAGCAAAAGAGGAAACGAAACAGAGAGAGAGAGAGAGAGAGAGAGAGAGAGAGAGAAUCAGAUCUGACAUACCGAGUACACGACAUUACACGAGGGGAAAAUACAGACAGAAAUGGAGUAGCUGAAAAAGGGGAUCGAUCGGUUGGCCAAUAGCUGUGACAAUGGAGGACAUCGGACUAAGUAUCAUCGUGAUCUGAGUGUUUAAAAAUGGCGUCAGGUUUGCCGAAUGUUCAUCAAAAGAAACUUGGACCAGCGCCGAUAGCAUCCUUCGAGGACUUGUCUGAGGAAGUUGAAAACGGAGAAUCGGCGGCGGCGGCGGCGGUAGCGGCAGGGCGAAUGCCGGGUAUCGUCGAAGUCACCACGCCGGCAACGCCUGGUAGUUCGCUCAAAACACCUAGCACGCCGCGAAUUGAUAUCAGUAGAGCAAGCAGUUCUUCGCAUCAUGAGGAUAGUAAUUCCAGGGACUCGUCACCUGAACGGGAGCUUCUCGCAGGUGCGGAUCCUCCAUCCGGUUGCAAGCUGACUCUGGGUUAUAAGGAAGACGCUCAAGAUCUGAGAUCUUCUACGGAGGAGCUGGAUUUACAGGAUCCCAUCCACGAACAGGAUCUCAAACGGGAGUCCAAAAGGCGAAAGCGAAAAGAGACCGAUGGAUCCCAAUCGGAUUACAGCGGCAAGCAACUAGGUCAGGAUCGUGAACGCAAGGACAGUAACUGCUCGGAGAUAUGUUUGCUCAACAUCAGCGGUAGAACAUCUAGGUUAUCGUCGGUUGGUAGUCAAGGCUCCGGUGUCUCGGGGAAGCUCUCGGUUAUGUCAGCGACUUCCUCCAGAUCUCCCAGUCCUCACAAGUGUCUACUAGAGACGUCGUUCUGCGGAAGCAAGCCGACGUUGGCUGACAAUCUGAUAGAACCGUCGAAACCGGAAACCGAUGAUCUCGAGAAAAUACUCUUGAAGCGGGAGGCCGAUACUACGAAGGCGUUGAUUCCCGAGAGUAUUAAAGUGCCUAUGGUGGGUGGCAAUCUGAAGCCGGAUCCGUUGGAUAAGCCCAGAAGACGCGGUCGCGAGGAGCGGAAGGAAAUCUUCAAACGAGAAGUGGAAAUUACCAAAAGAUUUUUGGAGAAAGUUAAUAUAGAGGUUCCGAUCAUCAAAAAGUCGGGUCAACAACAAGGAUCGAUACUGCAACAACAGCAUCAACAGCAGAAACAACAACAGCAGCAGCAAUAUCAAUCAAAGAUUCAAAUACAAGAAGUUCAGAAACCCGCGACACUCGAUUUUAAUGACAAAAGAAAAAAAGCUCAAAACUUUAAGGAGAUUGUUCAGACAACGCCUACGACAAGUAGUCUUACCGGAAGUCCCAAAUUGCCGAGACAUCAAAAAGUUCGUGAUUUGGAAGGCUCGCGAACACCCAGUCCAUCGUCCGUAUCUAGAAAAAGUAGUUUUGCUUCAUUAUUUAAGACAAGAGCCGACGGUAACGUAUUGAGCCCAGAAUCACCGUCACCUAGCACAAAGCCACGACGGAGUCUAACGUCGAAAUUGAAGGACACUACGGAGAGUUUGAGAAGUCGUUCAAAAUCACGCGAAAGAGUUUCUGUCGACAAGGGUUCAAUCUUGAAAAAAGAUUCAAAGAAUAAAGGGGUGUUUUCGUCUACGCUGAGUUUGUUUAAGAAACGCGAGAGGAAGAAGAGCUACGAUGAGGCAAUCGCAGCUUCAUGUGAUCUUGAAGUCGCUAGUGGAGAUGAACACCCGUCUCUAGAGAGCAUCGGUCACGUGGAGUUUACGUUUAAUAUGGAAAAGGAAAAGAAUCAUCAGGAUAAUUCGAUCUUUAUUAGUUUGCAUGCCGAUGACAGAAACUACGAGGAAGCCUUGCCAUCAGAGAGUGUCUCGAUACCGUUGGAAACACCGACCAAACUACUGGAUGAGUACGAAUCUGAGGGACCGCAUACGGGUAGCAUAAUCACAGAGGUGUCAAUUGAGCAUCAUCCGUCGUCAAUUGCCAAGAUUAGGACCGAGGCGCAGAUUGAGACGAUUACGGUGACGCAGAUUGCAUCCAGAAGUUCGUCCAGAGAUAGCCAGCUGUCGCAGAGCGAGCCAAAAGAUUCGUAUACACUAAAAAGUUCGUUGAGGGACUCAAAGAUUAACGCGCAGGCUAAUAAAAUAGUCGGAAUGCCAUCAGCCAAGUCAUCGACUACGGUUAAACCAGAUAUUAAACUAGCGAUUACAUCGGAAAUUAAAUCGACAGACUUACGAACGUUGUCUGGUGGCUUGUCGAGAGAGUCUACCGGCAAAAAACCGGACAUAACAAAGCCGAAGAGAAAAAGCAAAGAGAAUCAGCAGCAGCAACCAGAACUAUCCGAAAGGAUAAGCGACGAUGUAGCGAUGCAGCAGAAAAGAGUAAGCUCGGGCGAGCCUUCUCGAGCUGCUCAAGAAACUAAAAGACUCGAUUACCUCGAUGAUAAAAUUGGCAAAUCGUUGGAACAGGAAGGUCUAGUAAAAGCGCCUAGUGUGAUAUCCGAUCUGGAUCAUAACAGCUCCGAAUCCGAAAGAGAUUCGGAGAUUGAGUUUAUUCGCAAUAAGGUCGAGAAAUUGACCGAGGAGCUACCGGACGAGCGAAAAGGUCUCUUCUAUGAGGAGAGUUUUGAGGAGGAUCUUCCAUAUGUACCGACGACCCUGCCAUUAGAAAAGAGCGUAGCUGUACCCAUUCUACCGGUUAAACAACGACUUCAGGAAGUAAGAACAAUUCCAAUCGAGAGACCGCGCUCAACGACACCAAUAAACCCGACCUUGUUGGACGAGUUUGUAAUGCAGACAUCGCUGGAUGAGAGGCGUGUCGAGCGAAUGAAAAUAUCUCUGCCGCGAGAGGAUAGCUUCAAGUUGAAGAGUCCGCGUCGGCAAUACACCAGUACAGCGAAUACGUUUACAGAAUUUGCGGGCAAGGUGCCGCCGGAUGGCGGUCGCAAAGGCGCUACUAAUCAAGGGAAAUCACCUAGUCCACCUCCACUGCCACCGAGAGCAUCAACAGCAGCAUCAACAGCGGCAACGGCGGCAGCAGCAACGGCAACAGCAGCAACAGUAUCAUCAUCAUCAUCAUCAUCAUCAUCAUCAUUAUUAUUAUCAUCAUCAGCAACAUCAGCGACAGCAGUGCGGCUGAGCAACUGGAUCAACUUCGAAGAGAUACCAGAGAAGCGAAAAGCACCGAAACGGAUACAAACGAUACCGCGGCCAGAGGAUGAGAUCGCAAAGACUGUCAGCGGUGGUUACAACUACGUACAACCGGAAGAGUGCAAGUGCGAGUGCCACGAGGAAUCUAGGCGAGCGUCCAUGCGGGAGACAGCGGCGGUGGCAACGGUUACGGCUGUUGCCACAGCUGCCACCGGCAGUACCAGUACCAGAACUUCCUCUUGCAGCAGUAACGGCGAGCGACCGUGCAAUGGCGAAAACUGUACGGUGCCUACAGUUGGCGGUGGUAGUUCGGUCGAUCGUGCCAGUAUCGUCAGUGACAGUUCGCUGGAGUGCUCGCUGAGUCUCGACGACAGUCAAAGCACGCAGGUGCUUCUCGGCAACUCGACGAAACCCUUCGCAAUGGAUCUCGACGUGCGUUCCAACAGGUCGAGCAUCAUAUCGCAGGAGGAAAACGACGAGAAUCAGCACCAAUAAUAAUUAAUAUGACAAUUGUAAUAUAGUAAUACGUACUCGUAUAGAGCGCACUUAUGCCUUAGAAUCUUUGGAUUUUUCUUUUCUACGUGUGGAAAGAUUAAUCCGAAUUCUUCUGCGACGAGUUAAAGGACGAUUCGAUUCCGAAAGAGAUGUGCGCCAUCGUCGCGUUUUCUCGUCGCAUUUUUUUUUUCUGUAAGAAAAGUUUUCAAAACCGGGAACCUUAUUAAAUGAUGUCGGAAUCGGUUCUCCGCUUUUUGGUAGGUCGUAGCAGGCGCGCGAUCAAACUUCCGAUAGUUGAAAGUACAUACAUAUGUAUGUAUUACGUAUGUACCUACAUUGCUGCGCGCUCGUGUCUUCGAAAUCGAAUUUCGAUAUGUCUUACGUCUUCGGCGUCACGCAAUUGUUUAUCUGUACAACAACAUACGCCAAUCGGACCAUUUUCGUAUUUAUAAUCGCACCGCGUCAGAUUUACACACAUCACUGUUAAUAUACACUUUCGCAUGAUACUUUCGCGAUAGAAUUAUGUAUCACUGCAGCAAUAUAUCGCGAGUUCUUUCUUUUCCUUUUUCGUUCUUAAUUUUCCUUUGGUUGGCGUUAGUCAAAGUUGCGCACACAUUAUGAUUCAUUACGAUCGAUUAAUUAUUAUACGAUUUCCUAAUUGAAAAGUUUAUUUCUUUAUAUCGUUGAAAGUUGAAACCAUAUGUAAGAGAACGAAAUGGAGAGUAUCGCAUGUCACAAGUUCUUUUCCAAAUAUACAUUUAAGAAUUUUUGUAGAAAAACCGCGGUCAGACGAAAUUUCUUAUUCCUUCUAUUGUGUCUGCACCUUAAUUUAAAGUUUAUCAUACGCAUGCACAUACGCGGUGAUAUUUUGUUAGAGGCACCCAGGAUGGUGGCUCGCUAAUGUUUCUCUACUAAUCAAUCACUAGUUUUCUUUGAUGAGAGAUUCGCACCGCGUCGGGAAAUAUCGGUAAAAUGCUCGGGCAUCGCUCGUAUCUCGUUUUCUUCCUGGAAAAAAGAUAGAAAAAGUAAAAUAAUGCGUGCACGCGCACGCGCACAUACACACUGAGUGACACAAGUCGAC